UAAUAAUGAUUAAUCGUAUAUCGUGAAAUCAUCAAAUUUCAGGCAAAUAAAACCAUAAUAUGCAUUGAUACUGUGAUACAUUUACAUUAAUUGCAAGCGACUAUUGUCAUGUUGCGCGAUGCUUGUGGAAAGUAACGGUAUACUUCUGAAGCUUUCACAUCGUACGCCAUCGAAUUUCUGAUUCUGGAUUCUGGAUCCACAGUUUUACAGGAGAGGCUCGUCGCUACAUACAAAGACGAGUUACUGUACUUAGUUCACAUUAUGGGGUUCGAUGUGAACCGCUUUCAGGGCGAAGUUGACGAGGAACUUGUUUGUCCGAUAUGCUCUGGUGUUCUGGAGGAUCCUGUCCAGGUGAGCAAUAUGUUGCAGGCACCUGUAUGUGAACAUGCCUUUUGUCGUACAUGCAUUAAUGAAUGGAUAAAUAGACAGCCCACCUGUCCGUUGGAUCGUACACCAAUUACAUCUGCUCAGCUUAGAGCAGUUCCAAGAAUUCUUCGGAAUCUGUUGGCCCGCCUUUGUAUUAGUUGUGAUAACAUUAUGUACGGAUGUCAAGUAAUAGUUAAGCUCGAUAGUUUAGUGUCACACUUGGAGCAAUGUGAAUAUAAUCCCAAGAGACCGAUGCUUUGUGAACAAGGAUGUAGUCUUAUUAUUCCUAAAAAUGAGCUAAAAGAUCAUAAUUGUGUGAGAGAACUCAGAAAUAUUAUACAUUCGCAACAACAAAAGCUUGCCGAUAUGAAACGUGAAUUAGGUGAACAACAACUUCAAAUAAAUGAACACAAGAGGGAAAUACAUCUUUUAAAAGACUUUAUGAGAGCAUUGAGAGUUUCAAAUCCAGCAAUGCGCGCUAUCGCUGACCAAAUGGAAAGAGACGAAGUUGUAAGAUGGUCUGCUACCCUUCCUAGAGCAAGAGUAACAAGAUGGGGAGGAAUGAUUUCCACCCCGGAUGAACUGUUGCAGACGAUGAUAAAGAGAACUUUAUCGGAAUAUAAUUGCCCGCCUCAUGUGAUCGAUGAAUUAAUGGAAAAUUGUCACGAAAGGAAAUGGCCUCCAGGCUUAAACUCCCUUGAAACCAGACAGAAUUCCAGAAGGCAAUAUGACAAUUAUGUUUGUAAAAGAGUCCCUGGUAAACAAGCAGUGUUAGUUCUUUAUUGUGAUAAUACUCAUAUGCCGGAAGACAUGAUGGUUGAACCUGGACUAGUGAUGAUUUUUGCACAUGGCAUAGAAUAAAAUCUCAUACCAAUGUACUGUGCAUGCCCAGAUAAUUUGAUGUUCAUCUAUUCUGUUGUUUGUUAUAUUCACUGUGACUAACUUUCAAGGUGCAUGGAAUAUCUUCGUACUUAUGUGCAAAUAUUGGGAUAUUUGCAUAAUUCAUCCUGCAGUUACUGCAGGAUAUCUUUCAAAAUGUACUGAAAAGAACAAACGACAUGCCUUUUGUGAUAAACAAUUGUACAGACGCAAUUGCCACAUACAAAAAUCUAAUUGAAUGUCUGGAUCAUUACACUGUGAUAUAAUAUUUCAUUGAGAAUGUUCCUGAAAUUGCAUGAUAAAUAGUAAAUCAUUUUUAGUUAUUCUAAGUAAUCUCAUGUACAUUUCUAUAAAAUCGAUUCUUUGUUUAACAUCUGAUAAACCAACUAUUUGUCAACUAUUUCAGGGAAUUUUUUACAUAUAUAGAAGUCUUUAAGUGUUUUAUGAUAAUGCUUUAGACAAGUAAGAAACAAAAAGUAUAGAAAUUAUCGAUAUGGUAAUUGCUACUAUUAAGAUUUAAAUGUGUUCUAAAAGAUUAAUAUCAAAUGUCAGAAUGAAGAAUAAUUUCUUCUCUUCUCUCAACAUUAUUUAUAUGAUUUUAAUAAAACAUCUAAAAGUGCGUACGAUGAAAUAAACAUGCUAUACAACGAUCGCUUAAAUAAAUUAUUAUACUCUAAGCGAACACGGUCGUAUACAUAUAUCGUUUACAACUUACAAGAUAAGAAUGCUAUUUUCACAGAAUAAUUCACAGAUAAUAGUUUGAACUAACGGUAUACGAUACUUAACAGUUUCGAAUUUCCUCAGUAUUGUUCUCUUUUGAAAUUGAUUUUGUAAUAACCAGUGUAUGAAGAGCAUUCGAUCCCUUAGCUAUUUUUAAAUAAAUACAUAAUAAAAUUUUA
Messenger RNA from Bombus impatiens (common eastern bumble bee), 2144 nucleotides. RefSeq names its product E3 ubiquitin-protein ligase NRDP1 (gene elgi). The record is from RefSeq and is a predicted model, not a curated record. The transcript has 3 exons. Gene Ontology annotation, molecular function: ubiquitin protein ligase activity; metal ion binding. Gene Ontology annotation, biological process: regulation of canonical NF-kappaB signal transduction; tumor necrosis factor-mediated signaling pathway; protein K63-linked ubiquitination. Bases 262 to 1227 code for a protein of 321 amino acids. Lineage: Eukaryota; Metazoa; Arthropoda; Insecta; Hymenoptera; Apidae. Gene Ontology annotation, cellular component: plasma membrane signaling receptor complex.